This is a messenger RNA of Anthostomella pinea, 444 nucleotides long. NCBI's taxonomy places the organism in Eukaryota, Fungi, Ascomycota, Sordariomycetes, Xylariales, Xylariaceae. The record is from the annotation of a GenBank genome assembly.
AUGAGGAGGCUGGCCUUUGCGCAAUCUGCCGUCAAGCUCGUUACGGAUUGGGGACUCGAUGGCAUCGAUAUCGACUGGCAAUACCCGACUAACGACACAGAAAGAGACUUCGUCGAGUUCCUCAAAGCCUAUCCCAGUCCGGCCCGCGCCGUGAGCCACAGGCUCAUGGACCUAGCAGCGAUGAACAAGUUCGUCGAUGUCUGGCACCGGAUGGUCUACGACUACGCCGGGUCAUGGGGCACGACCACCGGCCACCGAGCCAACGUCUACUUGUACAAGGACCUCCCCCGCCCCGGCGCGACGGUCGAGUACGACGACGUUGCCAAGCCCAUCUAUAGCUACGACGCGGCGGCCAGGGAGCUGGUCUCGUACGAUGACGUGCGCAGCGCUGUCUUCAAAUCCGGGUACAUCUACGAGCGCGGUCUCAGCGGUGCAUUCUUUUAG